This is a messenger RNA of Scheffersomyces amazonensis, 1343 nucleotides long. It is a transcript of the gene CDC11, whose product is annotated as septin. Gene Ontology annotation, biological process: cellular bud neck septin ring organization; cytoskeleton-dependent cytokinesis; division septum assembly. The transcript has a single exon. Bases 111 to 1301 code for a protein of 396 amino acids. The record is from RefSeq and is a predicted model, not a curated record. NCBI's taxonomy places the organism in Eukaryota, Fungi, Ascomycota, Pichiomycetes, Serinales, Debaryomycetaceae. Gene Ontology annotation, molecular function: molecular adaptor activity; GTP binding; GTPase activity. Gene Ontology annotation, cellular component: septin complex; microtubule cytoskeleton; septin ring.
CUUGAUUCACUAAACAUUAAAUAUUAAGCAUUUCACUGUGUUGUGUUGUAUAUAAUUUUAAUAAAUUUAUUUAAACUCUAUACAAAUAAAAGGGGUUGAUAAAGUUCAUCAUGUCUGCCAAUUAUUCUAUGGAUCGUAAUGCAUCUACUUCAGCAGCAUUACGUAAACGUAAGACUAUGAAGAAAUCAAUAAAUUUUUCUAUUAUGAUAAUUGGUGAAAGUGGUUCAGGAAGAUCAACUUUAAUAAACACUCUUUGUGGAGGUAAUUCGAUUGUUCCAACUUCAUCAACAGUUAAACAAGAUCCAUUUACAAAAAGAUUAACAUUAAGACAAGAAAAUGUUGAAUUAGAAGAUAAUGAAGGUCAUAAAAUAUCUUUAAAUAUUAUAGAUACACCUAAUUUUGCUAAUCAAAUUAAUUGUGAAGAUGAUUUUAAAGUUAUUGUAGAUUUUAUAAGACAUCAAUAUGAUGAAGUAUUAUUAGAAGAAUCUCGUGUUAAACGUAAUGCCAGAUUUAAGGAUGGUCGUAUUCAUGUUUUAAUUUAUAUGAUUAAUGCUACAGGUCAUGGAUUAUCUGAAAUUGAUGUUAAAUUCUUAAGAUAUAUUAAUAAUUUAGUUAAUAUUAUACCCGUUAUUUCAAAAGCUGAUUCAUUAACUCCAGAAGAAUUAAAAUUGAAUAAACAAUUGAUUUUAGAAGAUUUAAUUUCUUAUAAUAUUAGUUAUUAUAAAUUUAAUGAAUAUGAAUAUGAACAAGAUUAUAUUGAUGAAGAAAUUAUAGAAUAUAACAAAUAUUUAAAUUCUUUAGUUCCAUUUGCCAUUAUUGGAGCUAAUGAAUAUAGAGAAAAUCCAAAUGAAGAUGAAGAUUUAUUAAAAUUAAGAGUUCUUAAUCCAUUAAAUACUCAACCAAUUAAUGUUGAAAAUCCUGAUAUUAAUGAUUUUACAAUUUUAAAAAAUGUUUUAUUAAUAACUCAUUUAAAUGAAUUUAAAGAAUUAACUCAUGAUUUAAUUUAUGAAAAUUACAGAACUGAAGAAUUAUCAGGUAGAAAAUUUGAAUAUUCUAAACAAGAAAAGAAAGAAACAGAUGCACCAGUUGAAGAAGAAGAAUCUAAUUAUUUAAUAAAAGAAGAACAAAUUAAACUUGAAGAAGAAAGAUUGAAAAAAUUCGAAGAAAGAGUUCAUCAAGAAUUAAUUGAUAAAAGAAAUGAAUUAUUACAACGUGAAAAUGAAUUAAAAGAAAUUGAAAGACGUUUAAGAGAUGAGGGGAUUAAAUUUAAUGAUGAAGGAGAAGCAAUUCAAUCUAAUUAAUCUAUUUCAUUGUGUCUGUAUGUAUUUUAACAUUGUAUAGUU